Molecule: messenger RNA, 2355 nt
Organism: Chinchilla lanigera (long-tailed chinchilla)
Lineage: Eukaryota; Metazoa; Chordata; Mammalia; Rodentia; Chinchillidae
Gene: Lin52
Product: lin-52 DREAM MuvB core complex component
Exons: 6
Coding region: 184-534 (116 amino acids)
Biological process (GO): regulation of DNA-templated transcription
Cellular component (GO): DRM complex
Source: RefSeq, a predicted model, not a curated record
UUUUGCCGCGGCUCCCGCUAACACCCGCGCGGUGGGCGUGGCGGUCAGGGGCGGGGAUAGGCAAAUACUGCCCUGUGGGGCGGGAAAACGAGACAGAGGUGCGAGCUGGGGAUAGGCCGUCUCUUCCGGGGCGUGGCUGGCGGAGCCUCACUUUCCCGCCGACGGUUGGCCACGUCACGUGACAUGGGUUGGAAGAUGGCGUCUCCCGCAGACGGGACGGAUUUGGAAGCAUCUUUGCUAAGUUUUGAAAAACUAGACCGUGCCUCACCAGAUCUUUGGCCAGAACAAUUACCGGGUGUUGCUGAAUUUGCAGCUUCCUUCAAAAGUCCUAUCACUAGUUCUCCACCUAAGUGGAUGGCCGAAAUAGAACGUGAUGACAUUGAUAUGUUAAAAGAACUGGGAAGCCUCACCACAGCUAAUUUGAUGGAGAAGGUACGAGGCCUACAGAACCUGGCCUAUCAGCUGGGGCUGGAUGAGUCCAGAGAGAUGACCCGGGGGAAGUUCCUCAACAUUCUAGAGAAGCCCAAGAAGUAGCAGCUGUUUGUGCACGGGUGUCCUGGGGACUGCAGCCGAGCUGCCUUCCCAGUGCAGUUCUGACGGUGCGCACCUCACGAUUCCCUGAGAGAGGCUGGACCUGCACCUCCAGGACUGCCCCUCCCUGCUCCUGGCACUCUGCACCUCUGAGGACAUUUGGUGGCAAGAGAAGAGUCUGCUCUACCCGAGGAUGCUUGUUACUAAGUCAGUGUCUUAGCCUUGGACAUUGGUAACACCAGAGGUCCUGCUGUUUUAAAGGUCAGAGUUGUGCUUUGUCGUUUCCAGAAGUGAUUCAGGAGCCCCAUGGUCUCGUAGUUGCCUUGAUACUGUGAUGGCAAAGCCAGCUGUGACAUGCUGACCGGACGGGUUCCUUUGAGUUGUACUUGAUCUCUUAGGAAGUAUUUGUGAGGCAGGGAGAUAAAAGACUACUAGAUUCUGGACCAGAGCAUGCGUCCUGACCUGUGAACUCUCCAGUACAUAAUCACUUCCAAGACCCCCAGCUGGAGAAGCCAGGGUCUGCGAAGUGUGAACCUGCUCUUGAGUGCCACACCCCUCAUGACAGCCGCGCCCUCGCGCCCCUCCCCACCGCCCAGCCCGCCUCCCGGGGCUGACGCUGGCCGGAGGCCCUCAGCAGUGAGUCCCUGCUGGAAGGAGCUGGGCGAGCGAGAGGCCUGUGCUGAUGGCCCGGGUCACCUGCUGCGGGUUUCAGUGAGAGGUCAGUGCGGCCUGACGGGAAGGGCGUGGUCUGUGGGAGUCCCCUUUGGCUGAAAGCCAGAACCCCUGGUCAACCUGGUGUGUGUGGGAUGGAGACAGUGUUCUGUCCCUCUUGUCCCCAUCACAGCAUGCGUGAGACCCUUAACCCAUGUGACACACACGUGUGCAAGAGAAAGAUAAUUUCCUGACCUACAUACAACUUUCCAUGGAGUUCUUCCCCAGUUACAUGUCCGUUAAAACCUGAGGAGCGCAUCCCGGGUAAAAUCAGUUACGUACGUUCGCUCAUGGUUUGAGAAGUACAUAAAGUUUCAUAAACUUUAUGAAGAGAAUAUCCCUGUGCUGUUGGGACGUAGGAGAAGUUGUGCUGAAGUGUGUGGUCUUGUGUGUCUGCUAAGGCUCCGCACUGUAGUUUAACCACUGGUCCUUUAACCGUGGUCUGACAUGUAUGCAUGUUCCCCACGCUAGAACUGAGUUUUGGUUUUUCUCUCAUUUGUGCCUUCUGACCAUCCACAGUUUCACUUUCUGAAAGAAAAAAAAUGAGCGCAGGACACACAAAGGAUGAUUGUGAGACGGAAAAUCCUCUGGCUGGUGCUCCCUGAAAGGGUCAGUGUGGAGGCUUUAAUGAAGCUUAUGAUUGACGUUUCCUGAUCUCCCUAAGAGCAGUCGGAGUAUGUGUGAGGGUGAGGCUGGCCCAAGUGAGUGCCAUAAUGUCACAUUUUUCUCCCUUCCGGCUCCGAGAGUUGGAGCUGUCAGGCGCUUUGCAGGGUCUGGGGAAUGGGGAAGUGUGUGGAGAACCCUGGGACGCCUCCCGAGCCGCCGUCUGUGUGUAACCGGAAGCCGAGAGUCAGUUCCCAUCUGCUGUGGCCUCCCUUCACUGUCCGCCCUCCUACCCACCAGCACGAAAUGUAAGCCGGCAUUUUAGAAUUGCAGUGUUUACUGGUUUUGUAUUUGUUGUACUUAGAAAUGUUGAUGAUGUAUUUUUAUAUUGAUAAUAUAAAUUCAUGUACAGUGGUGUGUGUGUAUUUUAGGAUAUUAGAGGAUUGUACCUUGUAUACGUUGUCUUCAUAAUAAAUACGACCCUUUCAUAGGAGGGUUUUUCCUCAGAGG